AUGGAUCAAGACACUGGUGCCCAGGCUCCCAGCCAGGCCCAAUGCCUUGCUCUUAAGCAGGCAGAGAUCCAGCGGCUGAAGACUGUGAAUCAGUCGCUGCAGGAGCAGAUCAGACAAUACCAGCAAAUCUUGGCUGAUCAUGAAUAUGGACCAGCUUUGUCAUAUGCAACCACCUCGGGAGGCCCCUCGUCCAUUCAGCAGUCUCUUCCAUUCACAAACAUGUUCACUGAAUACCAGAUUGGUCCAGCCAAUCCUGCCAAGCGCAAGAAAACAGAUGACUCACCUUCUAUCUCGCCCCCCCUCGCUCCACCUUCGCAGGUUGCGGCUCCUUUACAACUGCACAGCCUUCAGGCCACCAACAACAAAACCAUCACAUCCGAGGGCAAGCACCUUGGUGACAUGUACACAACUGUUUCUAACAAGCCAAGUCUUGAGUUCAACAGAAAUCAGAUGACUGGUGCGGGCCAAAAGUCAAGUGGCACUCUGUCUACAGCACCUUCUACCAAAACCAAGAAUUGCCAAAUCGAGGGCCCCGUUUCCAAGCGUCAUCCUUCUUUCAACAACGAGGAAAAUACAGGAACGUUUCACACAGCUCAUACUUCACCUACCAUUACCACUGGAAACACCCAGGUUAAUACUGAUAUGGGUGCAACCCUGAAGCCCACCAACCCAGUCGAGCAGGAGUCUGGUGGAGGUAGUGUCGCCGCUCUUAGAACGUCUGCCAAUGCGAACACUCUCCGCCAGCCUCAAGCUGCGCCCAACCAGUCGACCUUCCCCAAUAACUAUCCUAUGAUGCCAUCUCUCAGUAACCAGGGAGCGCAGAACGGUGCAACCAUGCGUGCUUCUGCCCUCAUUAAAGAGAUUCUCUCUCAACAAGGUCAGACUCAGUCUAACGGCCAAGGAGGAGUCCAACCAACGGCCGUCCACAAGCCAGCCCCCUUUCCUGGCUCCUGGUGCCAAACCAGCGGACUCCCAGCCCCUACUGUCGACUGUCAGAACAUUGCACGGGUCUGGGCUGGCAACCGUACCCUCGGAACUGGCGGUAUCACUACCGCGACGGCAAUGUCUGUCACCAAAGAUCAGGAGGCCAUGCAGCCCCCUUCGUUCACCGGACAUGGGGCGAUGCCCUCAACUUACACCACUGUCAAUGCUCCAGCAGCCAAUCCUCAAGUCACCGGCAUUCAACGGGGUCCUACCUCACAGCCUCCCGCCUCCCGCUUCCUGCACAACACCGAAACCUAUGUCACCACUUCCCAGAUGGCUAAGAAGACCAAGCGCAAGAAGAGCGGCCGUCCCAACCGCGCCUGGGUCUUUGCCUACACUUUCCCUUCCAGCGAGUGCGCGCUGUACAUCCUGGUCUGCCCCUCUCACGGUUGCGAUGUCCUACACAAGCACCCUCUGCUACACAAUCGGGGCCUCGAGCACAUUCGUGGCCACGGCGUUAUCGUUGCGGACGUGGAGGAGAUGGUGCGCCAAUAUGGCUGUCAAGUGAUCAACGAGAAGCAUCCCCUCACCAUUGAGUGGGCUCGUCAGUGGAACGAGGACAUCCUACAAGACAGCGGCGAGAUGCAUCUGCAGCACGAGAACUUUCAGAUCAUCUACCCGACGAAGAAAGCCAAAUAG
This is a messenger RNA of Cryphonectria parasitica EP155, 1623 nucleotides long. RefSeq lists its product as uncharacterized. The record is from RefSeq and is a predicted model, not a curated record. The coding region runs from base 1 to 1623 and encodes 540 amino acids. Lineage: Eukaryota; Fungi; Ascomycota; Sordariomycetes; Diaporthales; Cryphonectriaceae. The transcript is spliced from 4 exons.